Molecule: messenger RNA, 1651 nt
Organism: Trifolium pratense (red clover)
Lineage: Eukaryota; Viridiplantae; Streptophyta; Magnoliopsida; Fabales; Fabaceae
Product: protein CUP-SHAPED COTYLEDON 3-like
Exons: 3
Coding region: 287-1174 (295 amino acids)
Biological process (GO): regulation of DNA-templated transcription
Molecular function (GO): DNA binding
Source: RefSeq, a predicted model, not a curated record
UACUCUAACUAACCAUUUACACAACACAAGCAUGCCCCUUCUAAAAUAUUGUAUAGUUAACAAAAUUCUAAUUAAAUUGACAAACAACUUUCUUUAUCUUCCUAACUAUAUAUAAAUACAAGGUACCAACCUUUCUGCCUACACCUUAAUAUUUCAAAAUACCAAAGUAUGAUUAAUUCUCUCUAAGUUUCUCAAUUAUAUACAUUAUCCACAUUCCUUUCUUUAUACAACUCUAAUCUUCAUUAAAUUUCCUUCUUUUUUAUUUUAUUAUUUCUUUAGCAAAAACAUGGGUUUGAGAGACAUAGGAGCUUCACUACCUCCUGGAUUUAGAUUUUAUCCAAGUGAUGAAGAAUUGGUUUGUCACUAUCUUUACAAAAAGAUCACAAAUGAGGAAGUUCUUAAGGGUACUUUGAUUGAAAUUGAUCUUCACAUAUGUGAACCAUGGCAACUUCCUGAGGUGGCAAAGCUAAAUGCAAAUGAAUGGUAUUUCUUUAGCUUUAGGGACCGUAAAUAUGCAACUGGAUUUAGAACAAAUAGAGCAACUAUAUCUGGGUAUUGGAAAGCAACUGGAAAAGAUCGUAUGGUGUUAGAUCCAAUCACUCAAGAGGUUGUAGGAAUGAGAAAGACAUUGGUGUUCUAUAAGAAUAGAGCUCCAAAUGGUAUCAAAACAGGAUGGAUUAUGCAUGAAUUUCGUUUGGAGACACCACAUAUGCCUCCUAAGGAGGACUGGGUGUUGUGUAGAGUCUUUCACAAAAGCAAAGAAGAAGACAACAAUUCCAAACUCAACACACAACAACAACUCAUGUAUGAGACAACAACACCUCCAUCCCUAACUUUGUCGUCAUCAUCUCCAACAAAUUACCAAACUAUCCCUAUUACCUAUAACCGAAUUGAUUCUUUUUCUUCAUCUAUGACAACACUUCAUCAUUUUAAUCCAAACCAAAACAAUACUUCUUCCAUCAUGAAUAAUCUCCUUGAUCACUAUUCACGUGAAACAAAUAAUCCAAAUAAUAAUAAUAGUAUUGUUACUCAAAUUAGUUCCAAAGGUGAUGAUGGAUAUGGAUUCUUGUGGAACAUGGAUUUGGAAGAAAAUAGCCUAGUAGAAGAUGAUAUGGCUUCAAACUUGGAUGCAAUAAGAUUUGAGGUUGAUAAUAAUAAUAUGGUCAUAAUAUAAAAAGACAUAUGGAUAUAUACUCCUGCCGUCUCAAAAAUAAAAAGAAAAAUUGGUCAACAAAAAUCGAUGUAUUUAGUGUAAAUUUAAACUAAAUAUAUUAAUUUUUAAUGACGAUUUUUUAUUUAUAUUUUGAUACGGGAGAAUAUAUGUAUAUGUACAUUUAUUAUAAGGUUCUUUAUAUCUCAUAAACUUUCAAAAUUCAUUUAUUUGUGAAUGUAUUUAUGGUGUUUUGCUUUUAGGGGCAAAGGGCACGUGCUAGAUUGGGAUUUGAUGUUUCAAUAUUGUGGGGGUAUAUAUAUAUAUGUAUUAAGAGGAUAUAAUAGUGUGGUCAUUAGUUAGGCUUUUCUUAAUCACUAUGAUUAUGAUUUCUUAAGUAUAUUAUUGUGUCGGGGGAUAUAUGCACACAUAGGCCAUUAAUAUAUCUCUUUGUAUUGUCGAAUAUUUGUAAUAAUAGUAUAAUGUUUAUAUUUCGUGUUA